Molecule: messenger RNA, 4525 nt
Organism: Patiria miniata (bat star)
Lineage: Eukaryota; Metazoa; Echinodermata; Asteroidea; Valvatida; Asterinidae
Product: long-chain-fatty-acid--CoA ligase 5-like
Exons: 20
Coding region: 660-2696 (678 amino acids)
Biological process (GO): long-chain fatty-acyl-CoA biosynthetic process; long-chain fatty acid metabolic process; very long-chain fatty acid metabolic process
Cellular component (GO): endoplasmic reticulum; membrane
Molecular function (GO): arachidonate-CoA ligase activity
Source: RefSeq, a predicted model, not a curated record
UGCCUCUGAAACACCAGGGCAUGAGUCCGGUGUUCUCAACCGCCAGGCCAUGACAUUCCACGUUCAUCCUGAAUAAUGUGAGAGUUCUGAGUAUUAUUAAAACAAGAUUUUUGAAGUAUGGGGAUUAACACUGGUGUCUAUGGGAAAUUAUUUGCUUAGAUGUACACCGUAGCCAGCGUUCGAUUAGCUACACUUCGUGGCUUCCCGGCCGUGUGUAAUCCUGUGUAUACACGGGGAAGUUAUUAGUCGAACGCACCCAAUGUAAAUGUGAACAAAAAUACAUGCAGUGAUGGCAACCAACCAGGCUAUUCCACACGCGUUCCCGGUAUCUGCUUAUAAAUUAUCCUCCGUUGGUUAUACAUGGAUAGAACGGGACGCGGUUCUGUAGAAUCAUUGAACUGUGUCUCUAUUCAUCAACGUUAAUCGUGUGGCAUAACCUCAGGCGGAGUAAAACCCGACUUUCAACGUAUUCUGCACGAAGUGCACACAUGCACACGCUAUUACAUGUAUUCAACCUUCGAUGAAAAGUGGUCUAUAAGCGAAAGUAUUUCCUUCUUGGUGGAAUCCACUACUGCUAUUGGAACAGAGAACUUCGCAACUUUGAUGUAGCUUUUGUUUCUGUGAGAGUUUGGAUACAUAUCGAAGACCGACCGUUCACCAUGACAAGUAGUGGAGUGCUAGAACAGCAUCGCAAGCUUGAACUAAAGGCGUUGGAUCUGAAAUGUCAGUCGGUGGAAGUGGAGGGUACAACGGAGCACGAGAGGGUCUCCACACUGCUCCCUGAUGGGAAACUCAUCUCAAGGUUUUUCGACGAUGUGGACUCACUCCACGACUGUUUCAUGCGUGGGUUGAAACUCUCUGGUAACGAUCCGUGUUUAGGAUGGAGACCGGAACCAGAAAGUCCCUAUUCCUGGAUUACGUACAAUGAGGUUCACACACGUGCCAGGAAUUUUGGCUCUGGAAUGAUCCAGAAGGGCAUACCAGCUGGAAAUGAGACGUUCAUUGGCAUUUAUUCGCAGAAUAGGGUAGAGUGGGUGGUGACCGAGCAAGCGUGUAACAUGUAUUCCAUGGUCAUCGUGCCACUCUACGACACAUUAGGACCAGACGUGUGUCAGUAUAUCGUCAACCAAGUCGAUUUGAGUCUCGUAGUGUGUGAUACGUCAUCAAGAGCCGAGCUUCUGUUGAACAAGGCAGGAGAUAUGCCGGGAUUGAAGACGAUUGUGCUUAUCGAUGACGCCACAGACUCGGUGACGGCUAAGGCUGAACAAUCCAAGAUAGAGAUUCUGCGCUUUGGAGACGUUUUGGAGCUUGGUGCAAAUAACCCGCAGGAGAAAGUGCCUCCAGGCUAUGACGACCUAAGCACAUUGUGUUAUACCAGCGGUACGACGGGUAAUCCAAAGGGUGUCAUGCUCACUCACGGAAAUAUUCUGGCGUCUAUCACCGGCUUGUUCGCAUUCGCUGGGAUUAAUGGUUUGAUGGAGAUGCAUACAGACGAUACUUAUAUAUCCUACCUCCCGCUCGCCCAUAUCUACGAGAGAUUUGUUCAGGCUUGCAUAUAUACUUGCGGUGGACGCGUGGGUUUCUACCAGGGAGAUCCGAAGAAGCUCGUGAGUGAUAUUGCUGUCUUGAGACCUACUCUGUUCUCCUGCGUGCCAAGAGUCAUGAACAAGAUCUACGAUAAGGUGACUCAAUUAGUUGCUCAGAAAGGAUGGCUGGCCAAAUUUCUAAUGAGAACGGCGCUCCAAAAGAAAAUUAAGGAGAUGGAAAGUGGCAAAUUCAUAAAUGAUGGUGUUUGGGACAAAGUCUUCACGAAGCUUCGGAAUAUGUUAGGUGGUAGAGUUCGGUUUAUUACCACUGGUGCCGCACCAAUAUCCCAGGAGGUCAAGAUGUUUUUCAGGUGUGCCUUUGGAGCACUGUUAUCGGAAGGAUACGGCCAGACUGAGAACGCAGGCAUGUGUUCAUCGACCAUGUUCCACGAUGUGAGUGCCGGCCAUGUUGGUAGUCCUUCCAUGGCCUUCAAGUUCAAGCUGGUCGAUGUUCCUGAGAUGGACUACUUUGCCGAUAAAGAUCAAGGCGAGAUUUGCAUGAAGGGAGCGGGUGUCUUCAAAGGGUAUUACAAGGAUCCCGAGAAGACGGCAGAAACCAUCGAUGCAGACGGAUGGCUGCACACGGGUGAUGUAGGCCAAUGGAUGCCGAACGGACAGUUAAAGAUCAUCGACAGGAAGAAACACAUCUUCAAGAUGGCGCAGGGCGAGUACAUUGCCCCAGAGAAGAUUGAAAAUAUUUACAUCAGAAGCGAAUAUGUGUCGCAGUGUUUCGUGCAUGGCGAAAGUUUGCAAUCACACCUAAUCGCCAUCGUGGUCCCUGACGAGGAUGUAUUGCCAAAACUUGGCAAGGCUAAAGGUGUGCAAGGCGACUUUAAAGACUUGUGUGGCAGCGAGGUCAUUAAGAACGCAAUUCUUGAAGAUAUGGUGAAAGUUGGAAAAGAAGCCAAACUGUUCAGUUUCGAGCAGGUAAAGAACAUUUACUUGGAGUCCGAGCUGUUUAGUGUGGAGAACAACCUGCUCACGCCUACAUUUAAGUCGAAGCGUCCGAUCUUGAGGAAACAUUAUGAUGCCCACAUUGCGAACCUGUACAGACAAAUCAAAUUAACGAGAAUGGAAAGCGUGCCUUAUGAAAUGGGAAACAAUCUUUAAUUAAAGGGGGAAGCACUCUUGUUUCUUUCUGGCACCGUAAAAUAAAAUACCGGGUUUUAAGAUAGGAUUGAUUCUCUCACAAUGUCAGCUAUAAUAUUACUACCAAAGCAAUGUGGCGAACAAGCUCGAUUCAAUAAAUACAUUAUGCAUUAAGAGAGUGAUUCAAUUGCGCUACUGUCAAUUCAGAGACUUGCUGGGUGUGGUGGUCAUUCUCAGUAAAAAAAAAUCAACCUCAUCUUGAAUUCGUGUUGAAACCGAAAACUUGAAUCUCGUACAGCGAGUAUAAAAGAAAGCUAACGUGCUAGACAUGAUUAAUUAAAUUAGGAUUAAUUAGAUUUGGGAAAACCUUAGAUGGAGAUUACAUGUAUGUGUGGGAUUUGUAUUAUACUUUUACUGUGGUGCUGAGUUAUAUUGUACGCCAAUCCUAUUUUGAAAUCAUGGUGACGUUCUGGUAGCCAUUGCCGGUACGCUUCCAUGUCUGAACGCCCAUCACACGUUUGUUUUGUACAGCUCUGAACACCUCACUAAAGAGCAAUGAAUUAUGUGUGAGAAAUACCAUAGCGGGCUUUGAAGCGUCCAUGGUGGAAAGCCAGCCAAGUCAAUCACAAAACGUGAAAUUGGUUUUAAAAAAUAGGUAGGGUUGCUAUGUAUCGACAAGUCGCAGAAAUGUCGCGAAAAAUUAUAGUUUAAACCAAAAGGUAAACUGUUUGCAUGUUGGCCAGAAUGGGAAGAGGUUAUAGCCAAACCAGUCUCCAGGCUGUCAAUUCCUCUUUUGAACACUAUCAUGAAAACUAAAGGUUUCUGCAUUUGUUGACUUCACGUGCGAGUUGACAGGAUGUGAGCAGGUCACGUCGGAACCUCCGAAACACCCGUUUUUCAUAGUAUUAAUAGUGCAUACUUGUACUUUUUUCAUUUAAUAUUCACGAACAUUUUUUCACGAACAUUUCUUCAAACUUGAGUCCCUUUGGGCCAAACUGUAGUAGUAAGGCUUUGUGUACCUCUCUUGAAUGAAAGAUUGUGUAAAAGAAAAUAUAUAAGAUUUAUAAACAAGAAGUACACGUUUAUUUCUUUUCGCUGUAUGCAAAAAGGUAUUGGUACUCAAUUUAAACAAUAUUUGAGAAAUUAAGUGUUCACGAAAUCUUCAAACAUUUAAUAAGGAGCCUGUAAAAAUAAACAAUUAUUGGUGGUAUUUCUGUUUUUUAUGGGCAGUGAAAAUAUUAUUUAACUAUUUUUCAGGAAACCAGGCCACUUAGUUGGCAAAACACUUGAAAUGUAACAUUUGGAAACCAUCUUGAUAGUAUGUAGAUGCAUUUACUGACAACUUAUUUGUUUCCUUUUUAUUGAGCUAGAUUGUUCAUUCAACCGGUGUUGGCCAACUUUCCUUUUCUUUUCUUUGUUUAUCAUACAUUACUAAGUCAAAGCCUGACGUUAAACGAUAUGGUUUUAAUUAUGGAUCUGUUCAGACGCAGGCAUAAAUCAUCAUGGCAAAUAUAUUGCGGGUUUUUAUAUUAUAUUAAAUAGUGUUAUACAUUCUUAUCGAGUAUUAACAAAGACACUUACCGUUGAUUACUUCGAAGUUGUCUGUCUUCCCUUGAUAUUCUGUACAGUGGUAUAUUACAGGGGUAAUAAAAAUGUUUUGAUAUACAUGUAGUUAAAAGCGCUAUAUAAACACCCGUUAUUAUAGUACAAAUACAGUAUAAAUACCCACGUGAUUACCUUAGGAAAACGCGGGUUUUUUUUUUUGGGGGGGGGGGGGUUUCAUCAAGAACAUUUGCAAACAUUUAGUGUGAAAUAUAUAAUAUGUAAUCAAAUAUAUUUGUUUUCCUGUA